GCCGUCGGAAGUCGUUUCGUAUUGCAUAAAUCCUAGGUUGUUAGGUUUCACUAGUGGAUUGCUUUUGUUGCAGGCUAGAGCUAGGGUUAGUUGGUGCUGCGCGCAGAGUCGAACAACUGUAUUUGUAGAUAGUAAUUGGGAGACUGCAUUACACUGACAGUGACAUGCAGCAUUAAGUAUGCUUGGCGCAGCGCUCCGGUCGGUGGCCCAAAAGGGUGCCGAUUUAGCGCGUCAGCUUGCCGACGAUGCGACAUCUGCGGUAUCGUCGGUCCCUAUGGGGCAGUACGCAGGCUACAAAUUUCAGCGUGAUUUCAAGAUGGGGUUACAGACAGGCACGGCCGGGCCUCAUGGCUUAUGGAGAAUUUUCGCUGGCACGGCUCGCUCACCCACAGCUAUAACAAAGGAUGUCAGCAUUUGGGUAUUGGAUAAGAGAGAGCUGGCCAACAGAGGAAACGAUAACGUCUCGCUCCAGGGUGGUGGGCCGUCUGUCCUCUUUCCUCCCCAGCAGCUGCAGCGGUGGGAGACGGUGCUGGAGCAGCAGCGGCACGGCUGCGCGCUCAUGACGCGGCUGAAGCACCCUGGUGUGGUGCGGGUGGUGCUGCCGCUGGAGGAGACGGCCGCACAUAUGGUGCUGGUGACGGAAGCGGUGCGCGGCUGCCUGCGGGAGCAGCUGCAGCCCCCGCCUGACAGCGCCGCCUCCCCCUUCCCCCCCUCCCCCUCCCCCCCGCCCCCCCUGUGCGCGCUGGAGUCCAAGCUGGGUCUGCUGGCGCUGGCGGAGGUGCUGGCCUUCCUGCACGGCAGCGCGGCACUGGCGCACUGCGGGGUGGCGCCGCAGUCGGUGAUGGUGGCAGCGGACGGCAGCUGGAAGCUGGCGGGCUUCUCAUUCGCCGUGCCCCUCGGCAGCGGGGCGAGUGCGGGCGGGGCCAGCUGCCCGCCCUUCUCCUACAGCGACCCCUUCCCACCGCCCUGGGAGGAGCUGGCCAAGCCCCAGCUGCCGUACACCGCCCCGGAGCUUGUCGUACCCCCGGGCGGCUCCUCCUGGUCCCCCGCCCCCGCCCCCUCCUGGGCCGCAGCUGACUCGUUCAGUCUGGGCGCCCUGGCCUUCGAGCUGGCGCUGGCAGUGGAGGCAGCGGCGGGGUCAGUAGGGGGAGCAGUGGAAGGGGC
Molecule: messenger RNA, 1164 nt
Organism: Astrephomene gubernaculifera
Lineage: Eukaryota; Viridiplantae; Chlorophyta; Chlorophyceae; Chlamydomonadales; Astrephomenaceae
Source: the annotation of a GenBank genome assembly